AUGUCGGAUGGUGCAGCCGUUCCAGCAACGGCUGCAGGGUCAACGGGUGAAACAGACACCCUGGAGGAGACCGCGCAGCAAAGGGAAGAACGUCAGUUUCAGGCGGCCUCUGCUGCCACCACGCUGUCACGUCGCCUCUCGAAACAGCAGAGGAAGUCAGCCGCCGCGUCAAAGGUCCCUGCGGUGAGGUCCGAUUUCUUCGUAGAAUGCCCGGGAUGCCCCGAGGCGCAGCCAAAGCCUCGACAGAGCAAAAGCGAGACAGGCCUGAUGGCUCUGAUGGAGGACAUCCUCCCCAGCAAUUGUGUGCUUCGAAGGAAUGGCUGUUGGCCAAAGAAGAAAGCGAAAAGAACGGUGAAGUAA
This is a messenger RNA of Cladocopium goreaui, 360 nucleotides long. NCBI's taxonomy places the organism in Eukaryota, Dinophyceae, Suessiales, Symbiodiniaceae. The record is from the annotation of a GenBank genome assembly.